AUGACAUUCGCACCACAUCAGCCAUCACCACUCUCAAGGACACCAUCACUCUUCAAGGAUCCUCGAACACCACCGACUACACCCGGAAAGACGGCAAAGAUUUGGGACGAGUACGAAAAGCAAGCUGUUGAGAACGCAAGGAGAAGAGAGGGGCAAUCGCGAGGAUCGCAACCACAGCGCGCCUCGGCUUCUGACAUACCGCGCAGCUCCGCGACAGUGAUUGCUUCUGCAAGGUCGAGCUUCGACUUCAAGUUCAAGAGUAGACUGUCAGCAUCAUCAUCCUCGACAGUGGCGAUUUGCAAGUCUUGCAAACAGCCCAUCACCUACGCCUCUGGAAUUUGUGAGCUUUGUAAAAAGAGCGUCGUCCUGUCUCCAUCUGGCGAAGCUACGCCGCCACUCAGUCCCCUGUCUCGCAAGCUCCCAUCCGGCAUCACCAACAUAUCCGCCAACGACACCACCAUCCACAUCGCAUUCCCGCGCCUCAACUCUGCCACUCCAUCUGAGCUGAGCAGCUUGUAUCCCCACACAUCGCGCAUCACCAGUGUCGGCACGGGCUAUGGACUACAGCACGCCACUAGCGCAUGGGAUGACUGGGACAGCGACGGCGAAGGCGAGAAGGCGGGUUUAGUAGGGCUAAUGAAGAGCAUUGGCAAGACGAAGAAGAAGGAAAGAGGCGACAGCAUGGAGAGUGCGUCUGCAAGUCUACACUCUGCAAGGGAGGAAGAGAGGAAGAAGAGUCGCGAUACUGCGAGACACAGUGAGGAGAGCGAAGUCAAGGAGGUCAAGAAGAAGAAGAGACCGAGUGGUUUUGUCAGGGCUAUUAGUUGUGGAGCAUGUCGUGAGGACUGA
This is a messenger RNA of Parastagonospora nodorum SN15, 849 nucleotides long. RefSeq lists its product as hypothetical. The coding region runs from base 1 to 849 and encodes 282 amino acids. Lineage: Eukaryota; Fungi; Ascomycota; Dothideomycetes; Pleosporales; Phaeosphaeriaceae. The record is from RefSeq and is a predicted model, not a curated record. The transcript has 3 exons.